UGUAAUACACCAAAAAACCCAAAACCCCACCAGAGAGAUCAGAGACUGAAGCAACUCAAAAUUCAUAGAGAGAAGAAGCAAAGAAGACAGACAGACAGACAGACAGACAGGUAGAAUGAAGAAUAUACCUCUGCUUUUGAUGGGUUGUGGGGGCGUUGGUCGCCAACUCCUCCAACACAUCGUGUCCUGCCGAUCCCUCCAUGCCCAACAGGGUGUUCAUUUGAGAGUAGUUGGAGUUUGUGACAGUAAAUCGUUAGUUUUUGCAUCUGACGUGAUUACUAGAGAGUUAAAUGAUCAAACUUUAUCGGAAGUUUGCCGGGUUAAGUCGAAUGGUUCAUCUCUUUCAGCUCUAGGUGAUCUGGGUGAAUGCACAGUAAAUGGGAAUACGGAAUCCAAGAGGAAAGUUAUGGACAUUGCAGCUCUUCUCGGGAAGGCAACAGGUUUGGCUUUUGUGGAUUGUUCUGCAAGUUCGGAGACUAUUAGAAUGCUAAAUCAAGUUGUUGAUAUGGGAUGCUGCGUUGUUCUGGCAAAUAAGAAGCCUCUUACUUCUACAAUGGAAGAUUAUGACAAAUUGGUCUCUUAUCCGCGUCGUAUCCGGCACGAGUCAACUGUUGGUGCUGGCCUUCCUGUCAUAGAAUCCUUAAAUCGAUUACUUUCAUCAGGAGACCCUGUCCAUUGUAUUAUUGGGAGUUUGAGCGGUACAUUGGGAUAUGUUAUGAGUGAGGUUGAGGAUGGAAAGCUGUUUAGUGAAGUUGUUAAAGCUGCUAAAAAUCUUGGAUUCACUGAACCAGAUCCACGUGAUGACCUCAGUGGGAUGGAUGUUGCAAGGAAGGCUUUGAUUCUGGCUCGACUUCUUGGGAGAAGGAUUAACUUGGAUAGCAUUAAAAUUGAGAGUUUAUACCCUGAUGAAAUGGGACCUGAUGCAAUGUCUGUUGAGGAAUUUUUGGGUAGUGGUAUUGUAUCACUGGACAAUGAUGUUCAAGAAAGAGUUAAAAGGGCUUCGUUGAAUGGCAACGUGCUUCGUUAUGUCUGUGUAAUUGAAGGAUCGAGCAGGUGUGAAGUUGGCAUUCAAGAGCUCCCCAAGGAUUCUCCUUUGGGUAGAUUGAGGGGCAGUGACAAUGUGUUGGAGAUAUACAGCCGAUGUUACAACAAACAACCUUUGGUUAUUCAAGGCGCUGGAGCUGGCAAUGAUACCACAGCAGCUGGUGUGCUUGCUGAUAUCCUGGAUAUUCAGGAUUUAUUUCCUUGAAAAGAGUAGACAGUGCAAAAUUCAUGUUGAAGACCAAAGAGUUGAAAUUACCCUGUGCAUCGUCUUGUUGCACAGCAAAAGCCAGUUCUGGAAAAAUAGAGUGGAGAAUUUCAUUUGGAGUCCACUGUUUCAUUUGGCUCAAAUCUGCAGGAUUCACCUGGCACCUAUUAUUGCUGGCAGCUCAAUUUUUGAGAUGAUGAUGCGUGCAUAAAAAGAAAAAAGACUAGUUAAAAUAAGCUUCUGUGUACGUGAAGCAUGCUUAUCAUGUCAGGAUGAUGUAUCAUGUUGGGCUGUGCUUGCCAUUUUCUGGAGUAUGUGAUCUCACUGAAAUUAAAGAAUGCCAAGUUUGAAGUCUGAGUGCAAGUCAUCUUUUGGCUUAAUAUUUUACUUCUCCGGUGUAUUAACACAAGGGAGUCUUUGAGCCCCUGUAAUUUGAACGGUAACAGUCUCUUGACUUCUAAAUUGGAGUUGGGAAAUUGGAAGUGA
Populus euphratica (Euphrates poplar) is the source of this 1735-nucleotide messenger RNA. Its product is annotated as Glyceraldehyde-3-phosphate dehydrogenase-like family protein. The record is from RefSeq and is a predicted model, not a curated record. The transcript has 12 exons. Lineage: Eukaryota; Viridiplantae; Streptophyta; Magnoliopsida; Malpighiales; Salicaceae. Gene Ontology annotation, molecular function: homoserine dehydrogenase activity; NADP binding. The coding region runs from base 116 to 1249 and encodes 377 amino acids. Gene Ontology annotation, biological process: aspartate family amino acid biosynthetic process.